Xyrauchen texanus (razorback sucker) is the source of this 2669-nucleotide messenger RNA. Its product is annotated as synaptic vesicle membrane protein VAT-1 homolog-like. Lineage: Eukaryota; Metazoa; Chordata; Actinopteri; Cypriniformes; Catostomidae. The record is from RefSeq and is a predicted model, not a curated record. Bases 26 to 1258 code for a protein of 410 amino acids. The transcript is spliced from 9 exons. Gene Ontology annotation, molecular function: zinc ion binding; oxidoreductase activity.
CUUCGAUAGAGGCGGUUCACCAGGCAUGGAAAAGGAAGGGACGGAGAUGGCAGAGGAAAGUGAGCAAAUACUAGACAAGAAGGAGCCGGAGAAUCCCGUUUCUGCGGUGGAUUUAAAAGAAAUGCGGGCUGUGAUGUUGACAGGCUUUGGUGGUCUGAACAAACUCAAAGUCACCAAGAAACCCAUGCCAGAGCCUCAAGAAGGAGAAGUCAAGAUUCACGUGAAAGCAUGUGGGCUGAACUUCCUUGAUCUAAUGGUGCGUCAAGGAAAUAUUGAUAAUCCUCCCAAAACUCCUCUUGUGCCUGGAUUUGAGUGUUCAGGGAUAGUGGAGGCAAUGGGAGAAAACACCAAAGGGUUUGAGAUAGGUGACAGAGUGAUGGCAUUUGUAAAUUACAAUGCCUGGGCAGAAGUGGUGUGCACACCGCUGGAUUUCGUCUAUAAGAUCCCAGAUGACAUGACAUUCCAAGAGGCGGCUGCCUUCUCCAUGAACUUUGUGGCUGCAUAUAUGAUGCUGUUUGAAGUGGCCAAUCUCCGGGAGGGGAUGUCUGUAUUAGUCCACUCAGCAGGAGGUGGGGUGGGUCAAGCUGUUGCUCAACUCUGUUCCACUGUCCCUAACGUCAUUGUGUUUGGGACCGCCUCUCCCUUCAAACACGAAUCCAUAAAGCAUUCGGUCACACAUCUCUUCGACAGAAACAUUGACUAUGUUUCAGAAGUUAAAAAGAUAUCUCCAGAGGGAGUUGAUAUUGUACUGGACUGUCUGUGUGGAGAGAACACAGGAAAAGGCCUUGCUCUGCUCAAGCCAAUGGGAACUUACAUUCUGUAUGGUUCAUCAAACAUGGUGACAGGAGAGACCAAAAGUUUCUUCAGCGUUGCUAAAUCUUGGUGGCAGGUUGAGAAGGUGAACCCAAUCAAACUCUAUGAGGAGAAUAAAGUCAUGGCUGGAUUCUCGCUCCUGAACCUCCUCUUCAAGCAGGGAGGAUGCAGCCAAGUCAAGACAGCAGUACAGAAACUUCUCUCCCUCUAUGACCAAAAGAAGAUUAAACCUGUUGUUGAUUCCCUUUGGGCACUGGAAGAGGUGAAGGAGGCCAUGCAGAGAAUCCAUGACAGAGGGAACAUAGGAAAGCUCAUUUUGGAUGUCGAAAAGUCUCCCACACCUUUGAUGGCCAAUGACAGCACAGAGACCAGUGAAGCAGGUGAGGAGGAGGAGGAACAUGAAGGAGACAAUGACAACAAGGAGCGAAUGCCCUUUAUUCAGUGAACCCAUCCACUUACAACAAGACUCAUCCAGAGACUAUCAAAAACCUGAGCUGUACUUUCUGACCCUGUGCUGUGCUGAAGUGUGUGUGUGAUGUUUUUGCUCCGUUCUUUGUCUGUACCAUUGCCAUUUUUGCAGGAUCAAGUCCUGAAAACACUAACUGUGUUGUUAAAUGUACAACUGAAGUGCCAUUCUUAGUGCAGUGUUGAAAUGUGUUAUAGACCAAAAUGUUAUUGUAGUACUAACUUCAUGAGAACCCUUGUGCAGACUUGUGAAUAUUUUAUUUGGGCCUGCCAAUCAGUGGAUUGACAGAUUGCAAUGCGUCUGAUGUAAAUGUGUUUGAAAUGUUUGGUGAUGUUAAAGGAGAUUGUGAGACAGUGUGUAUAUGACUGAACGGAAUGGAGAAUUGAGAGACAGUAUUUCUACUAUGUGCAGAGGAUGAUGUGUGUGUGUGUGUGUGUGUGUGUGUGUGUGUCACACACUUUUUAGUGUGCCUCUCUGUUUCAGCUCAAAGUGAAAGAAUCCUCUGUGUUACCCUUUAUUUAUCUCACACAUCUUAAGAUAUUAAGCAAGUAUUACCUCAAAAUAUUGCUCACGAUCAGCUAUGUAAUCGCCCACUUUUCUUAAAGGAGUAGUGCACCCAAAAAGACAAUUUUGUCAUAAAUUAUUCAUUGCAUUUCAUUCUUUUAUAGAACACAGAAGGAGAUGUUAGAACAACAUUCAUGCUGGGUUUUGUCCAUAUAAGGAAAACAUACAGUGACUAGGGGCUGUCAAGCUACAAAAAAGGCAUCGUAUGAGUGGUCCAUGUGACUAUGUGAUACAUUUCAAGUUUUCUGAAGCCAUACGAUCGUUUUGUGUGAGAAGCAGCUCGAAAUUUAAGUAGUUAUUUAAUGAUAAUCUUGCCCACUGCAAUCGCUCCGAAAUCUCAUUCCCGAUUCUGCACAUUCAAACAUGGCAUCGUCAAGGUCUUUUAACCUUUUUAAAGGAUUAACCAACAACAAAACAAAUCCUAGUGCCUUUAGUUGCAUCUGCUCUGAGGACAAAGAAUACUUAGUGUUUGGUUUCCCCUUUAAUAUUUUAUGAAAAGCAGACAAAGAAUAAAACAAAACGCGUGAUUCUGUGUAUGUGUGGUAUAAUAUUUUGGUAACAUAUUACAAUAAGAUUGUAUAUUAACGUUGUUAACAUUUGUAUAUUAUUCAUAUUAUGUGUAAGACAUGUGUAACAUUAAAAAAGUUAAAUAUCUUGGUUAAUGUUCAUUUUUCAGUAUACUAUUGUUCAUUGUUUUCUCAUGUUAGUUUAAAUGUAAGUUCAAUGCGUUAAAGGAAUAGUUCACGCAAAAAUACAAAUUCUGUCAUCAUUUACUCACCAUCAUGCCAUCCCAGAUGUUUUUGUUAUUCUUUCUUCUGCAGAACAC